Molecule: messenger RNA, 3371 nt
Organism: Diospyros lotus (date-plum)
Lineage: Eukaryota; Viridiplantae; Streptophyta; Magnoliopsida; Ericales; Ebenaceae
Exons: 12
Coding region: 77-1807 (576 amino acids)
Source: RefSeq, a predicted model, not a curated record
UCCCUUUUUCUGAGUCACCCCUGCUAUUUUCAGGCCAAAUUUCUUUCCCUGAAUUCUCAGGCGCCGUGCUUCCGAUAUGAUGAGCAGCGACGGCGAGUAUUCCUGCGAGACAGCGGCCAAAACCCUAGAGUGGAUUCACGCAAUAAUCGACUUCCUCAAGCCUUACCGCUUCUUCUUAGAUUCUCACGUCGUCAAUUUCUUUAAGGAUAGGCAGUGGGAAGCUGUUGAUGUGGAAUGGAUGGAUUGUCUACGACGCGAACCCGUCGAAAAUCUUGUUCAAAUUCCUUCUGGAGUUGUCCAGGAUUAUUGGCCUGCUACGCUUAAGAAAUUUAUCCUUACAUCAAGGUCUUUAGCAAUUCCCCGUGAACAGGCAGAUCUGCAGAAGGUAUUCCCAGAUCUGCACUUGAGUUCACUUGAUAAUGUUCUUACACAAGGAAUGAAUCGGAAGAAAAAACAUGAAAUAGAAGCUCUGGCUUCCAUCAUCAAUUCAAUGGCAAGGACUGUUGGAGCUAGUACAGUUGUCGAUGUUGGUGCUGGUCAGGGUUAUCUUGCUCAAGUACUUGGCUUUGAGUACCAGCUCUCUGUAAUUGCAAUAGAUGCUUGUUCUCAUCAUGGAAGAAUUACAGAUGCUCGGGCUGAGCGAAUCAAAAAACAUUAUGCUGCUAAGAUGCGUAAUUCUAAAUUGGAAGAGACAAACUUAAGCAUACCUAAGACAGUCACAUGCCGAGUACUGUCCACUGACAUGUUGAAAGCACUGAGUUACGCCUUACUGCAAAAAGAUGACAUUGAACAUUCAGAUCUGGAUAGACAACUUGCACGUGAACAACCUCGAGCAUUUUCUAACAGCAAAGUUCCUUCUUCUUCUUUUUCUGAAGGUAGUAAGUCUUCAUUGCUUCUUGUUGGACUUCAUGCCUGUGGAGAUCUAUCAGUCACAAUGCUUAGGACCUUUUUGGAGUGCAGUGAAGUUAAAGCAGUGAUUAGCAUUGGUUGUUGUUACAAUUUGCUGUCUGAGGAAGGGGCCAAUACUGGUGAUUCCCAGUGUGGCUUUCCAAUGAGUAAAGGUGUUAAACAUGCUGGUUUUUUACUCGGGAAAAACUUGCGUGAUCUUGCCUGUCAGAGUGCAGAAAGAUGGAAAGACUUGGGAUCAGAUGCUGGUCUUCAUAAUUUUGAGUUGCAUUCUUUACGUGCUGCCUUCCAAAUGUUCAGUAUCUUGAAGGUUCUUCUUCGAUAUUAUCCAGAAAUUUUGAUAACUAGUCCUGCAAUUGGGCGUCAAGGGAAAGCAUUGCGUCGUCGACAAAAUCGUAGGACCCUAGAGUCUUAUCUGCAGCAUGAAAACAUAAGGUCCUCUGAUUCAUCAUCUGGGAAAAACUUUAAAGAAGGAAAUUGUCUUACCAUUAACUCUGCUGAAGCAGGAAUACCCAAGAAGAAAGGCUCAGCCUUCAGCACUGAUGCCUUGUUUCAUGGUUUUCCUCCUAAUGGAAAUGCUGAAAUUGAAGAGGCUAAACAUGUUGAUAAAUAUUUGCUUUUCGAGAAUUUCUGCCAGUCUGGAGUGCGGCGACUCGGUCUCCAUCAUCUGAAGGAAAUCAAUUUGGCUGGAUUAUGGAAGGAGACAGAGCCUUUUGUUGAGCUCAUAGGGCCUUUUUGGUCUCUUCGGGCUGCACUGGGGCCUGUUUCAGAAACACUUCUUCUGCUCGAUAGAUUAUUGUUCCUCCAGGAACAAGGCAAUGCCAUGGAAGCAGUAAUGUUGCCUGUUUUUGAUCCGAAAUUGUCACCUAGGAAUGUAGCGUUAAUUGCUAAGAAAAUUUGAAAGGAGCUUUAUAUAAUGAGUUGUUUGAUCUGAAAACAAAAAGGGACCCAGACUUUACCUCAGGAAUCCAUUUGGGUGUUAUGAUUAUUGCAACUUUGUGGUUGACUACAUGUCUUGGGCAUUGUUAGCAAUCUCUAUUAUAUGAAAUUAGGACAGAAGUAAGUUUGUGUUUUUUACUAAGAUAAUGUUACUUUUAAAUAAUAUUACCUAAUAUUACUAAAAAGAGUAAUGAAGUUGCCAUGCAACAUGCCACACGAGUAGAAUUGUUCGUGUUGGUUAGGAAGAAAAAUGCCCUAGGAGUGCUUUUCAUGUUGUGAAAGAAAUGCUUUUACUAAGUUUUUACAAUAAAAGAAGAAAUGCUCUUUUUUUUUGGUUGGUAGAAUACGACGACUAAAUUUAUGUUUUAGAAAUAGUUUGGUAGAGUCCUGGCGAGGAGGUGAGGAAUAAGGUUUGUAAUAGCAAGAGGGGUUAACAAUUGUCUGAUUGAAGUAUGGCUCAAUCCAUUGUUCAGGAGAGCAAAAAGGGUGCCUUGAGUCUCAGAAGGCUUGAGGAGUCUUCAGGGGCCUUGCUCCUCGAUAACUCAAGUCUUUGGUUGUCUAGUCUUUGAAUGGGUCUACAACACACAAAUAGUUAAAAGACACAUAAGGAGCUCCCCCACACGGGCUCUUUGUUGCCUACAUUAGGUGAUGCCAUGGUAUAGAAUAAAGUAUGUGUGUAUGUAUACUGUAUGAGUUUUCGGGUGAGUAUCUUCAUAUGAGAGUCUCCUGGUAGGUUUGGAGUGUGAUGUGUAUGAGUCUUCGGGCUCUAGACCUGGGUCCUCUCCCUUCUUAUUUGGCGCAUACCCGAGGUUACUUAUAGGCACUAAUGGUGGGGGCCAUGUGACAUGUGGCAUGCUAAUUUGCCUUGGAAGACUCUUUGAGCAAGGAAGUUGCGAAUGAGGCUGGAGGGCCUAAAGGUGUCUUUAGGGAUGGAAUGCCUUGAAGAGUAUCCUAUUGAUGGGUUUUCUCAAAAACUCUUUAGAGUCAUCAGGUAGUUUGGGCCCGAAAGACUCUUCGGAUGAGUCUUGGGCUUAGCUGAGCUUAAGGUCCUGGUUGGCCCGGAGACUCCGAAGUGUCUCCGAAAGAUUCUUGCCUAGAAGAUUCUUCGAGGUCAUUCAGGUCUUCGAUUUUCUCAGAUACUUUUGGGAUUUUUUGUAGAUUUUUGGUUGUAAUUUUUUUGGGGCAUCCCAUAACAAUAGCUUUAUACUCUUGCCUUUGGCUGCAAGACAAAGGAAAGAGUAUAAUGUCUCUAGCUACUCGAUGCCCCGAAGACUUGGAUGUAGGUUGGCUUGGUAUGCACAUAUGAUAUUCAAUAAGAAACUAAGUGUUUAGAAACAGUACCUAAUUGCCAAUAAUUACUUGUGUGAAAGUCAUGGGGCUUUACCAUCUUGGAGGAUACUUGUUCAUUUUAUGAGUACAUGCACAUUCAAUGUGGCCAGUAGGUAGUAUCAUUGCCUUCACUGUGUGACUAGGGGGACAGGCAUGUCUUGACUUCUAGGGUUGCCUUAGACUCGCAGAUUUUGUCG